CCUUCACCACCUUCAUCUUCUUCUUCCCCGGCACCAGCACACACAGGCACGCACGCCUCCCGGCCGCCGCCGCCGCCGCCGCCGCCGCGAGAAUGGGUCGGGUCAUCCGGGCGCAGAGGAAGGGUGCCGGGUCCGUCUUCAAGUCCCACACCCACCACCGCAAGGGCCCCGCCCGCUUCCGCAGCCUCGACUUCGGCGAGCGCAACGGCUACCUGAAGGGCGUCGUCACCGAGAUCGUCCACGACCCGGGCCGCGGCGCCCCGCUCGCCCGCGUCGCCUUCCGCCACCCCUUCCGCUACAAGAAGCAGAAGGAGCUCUUCGUCGCCGCCGAGGGUAUGUACACCGGCCAGUUCGUCUACUGCGGCAAGAAGGCCACCCUCGUCGUCGGCAACGUCCUGCCGCUGCGGUCGAUCCCCGAGGGCGCCGUCGUCUGCAACGUCGAGCACCACGUCGGCGACCGCGGCGUCUUCGCCAGGGCGUCCGGGGACUACGCCAUCGUGAUCAGCCACAACCCGGACAACGACACCAGCAGAAUCAAGCUCCCUUCCGGUUCUAAGAAGAUUGUUCCAAGUGGGUGCCGAGCGAUGAUCGGGCAGGUUGCUGGUGGAGGGAGGACUGAGAAGCCUCUCCUCAAGGCUGGCAAUGCUUACCACAAAUUCAGAGUCAAGAGGAACUGCUGGCCUAAGGUUCGUGGUGUGGCAAUGAACCCCGUUGAGCAUCCCCACGGAGGAGGUAACCACCAACACAUUGGGCAUGCUAGCACGGUCAGGCGCGAUGCUCCUCCUGGCCAGAAGGUUGGUCUCAUUGCUGCUAGGAGGACCGGUAGGCUCAGAGGUCAAGCUGCGGCUACUGCUGCCAAAGCCGAUAAGAGCGCUUAAGGAGCAUUGCUAUUUUAUCUUUACCUUAUUUUUUCUCUCUCUGGGAAUUGUCUCGUUGGGGACCUUUUGUAGUUCACUUCCAAAGAUUAGUUGGUGCCUUUUGUAGACGAAAUUUCGACAACUGCGAGAGUCACGAUCAUUUUAUAUAUGAUUGUUUGUGUUGCUUGGGAUCUUUUAUUAUGUGAUGAGCUGAAUGGCAAUUGCUUUUGUUUCCUACU
Molecule: messenger RNA, 1096 nt
Organism: Syzygium oleosum
Lineage: Eukaryota; Viridiplantae; Streptophyta; Magnoliopsida; Myrtales; Myrtaceae
Product: 60S ribosomal protein L8-3-like
Exons: 2
Coding region: 93-878 (261 amino acids)
Biological process (GO): cytoplasmic translation
Cellular component (GO): ribosome; cytosolic large ribosomal subunit
Molecular function (GO): RNA binding; structural constituent of ribosome
Source: RefSeq, a predicted model, not a curated record